GCGAUUCACUCGACGACCUUCCGCACGACCACUCCAACCACUACGCACCCUCGCAGUGCGAGAUGCACAAUGCCACCACGCCCUCCUAUCCUCCUCCUCCCACUCCCCCGCGUCGGCGCUCCUACGCCCUGGGUAUGCCAAACAUGCCGCUCGCGAACCGCCACCCUUCCAUUCCACCCUCUGCUCCCUCAAAUAUCCCUCCACACUUCUUCACGCCUGCUCUCCGAUAGCCUCCCGAACCACUACGAAGUGCUCCAGCUCCCGCACUCUGCAUCCCAUUCCGAGAUCAAACGCCAAUUCUACACCCUCUCCAAGCAGCACCACCCCGACCGCAACCCCGACGACCCGAACGCAAGCACGCGCUUCGUCGCCAUCAGCGAAGCCUACCAUGUCCUCUCCGUACCCGAAAAGCGCGCGCAAUACGAUGCGCACAUGUCCCACUCAAAGCUGUCGCAUUGGGGCAGAGGAUCAAGCCAGCAUCCGCAAGGUUCCUUUAGUAGCGCAAGUUUCGCGGGGUCAAGGCCGGCGAGUGGUCUAAACAAACGGAGGAGUACAUUCAGGGGCCCGCCGCCGAGCUUCUACAAGAGUGGCGGCUAUGGGAGGCAUGGCGCGAAGAGAGCAGAAUACGCCCAUCACAAUCCACAUGCUGGAGACGCGCCGGGCGACGAAGCCGGACCGGAAAGCUAUGGUGGCUUUGACGGGUUUGGCCCCGGACAGACACGACAUGGAGCAGACGUUCCCCAUUUCGAUGACCGGAGACACAAAGCGACGCAUGAUCACGUCAACGAGCACAUCUACGCGAGGAGACGAAGGGCGAGGGCGGCCCAGCUUCCAGAGGAGUUUGACCGAGGCGGCAUGCUUGUCAACUUCCUGAUGGUCGCGGGCGUGGUUGGGUUCAUUGGAAUGACCGCAAAAAUCUUCAGUGAUAAGAGUGAGGACACAAGUAAACGGAAGGACACAUUCUGAAAGUGACCAUCGGCAAGCGAGAGGACCCGCGUCAGAGACCCUACGAUUCGGUACGCAAACGCAAAGGUGCUCGCAUGCAUGGACGUGUCUCACGGCCAUGGAAGAAAAGCACAACAGUAUAGUUCUCGCAGUGAGUUGCAUUGAGACAUAUUGUUGUACAUGCCAAAGUCAUAGUACAUUUGCCCAUGCUUAGCCACACCCAGUAGAGAAGAAGAGGUCGGCUCGCUAUAGAACCAAGCAUCCCAAAUCUAGAAAUCACUUUCCCCUCUCUUUUCUACACGGAGGUUUAACCCUCAAACGUGAAGCUGGUGCCGAGCUUGUGACCGGCCUCGUUCAGCUUCUGGGUAUCGAAGGAGCCGCCAACGCCAAAGGUCAGACCGCUGUUGACCUUCGUGUUG
This is a messenger RNA of Trematosphaeria pertusa, 1364 nucleotides long. Its product is annotated as DnaJ-domain-containing protein. Bases 70 to 966 code for a protein of 298 amino acids. NCBI's taxonomy places the organism in Eukaryota, Fungi, Ascomycota, Dothideomycetes, Pleosporales, Trematosphaeriaceae. The transcript has a single exon. The record is from RefSeq and is a predicted model, not a curated record.